Molecule: messenger RNA, 3372 nt
Organism: Cavia porcellus (domestic guinea pig)
Lineage: Eukaryota; Metazoa; Chordata; Mammalia; Rodentia; Caviidae
Gene: Cd44
Product: CD44 molecule (IN blood group)
Exons: 20
Coding region: 289-2664 (791 amino acids)
Biological process (GO): positive regulation of ERK1 and ERK2 cascade; cell adhesion; inflammatory response
Cellular component (GO): plasma membrane; macrophage migration inhibitory factor receptor complex; basolateral plasma membrane
Molecular function (GO): cytokine receptor activity; hyaluronic acid binding
Source: RefSeq, a predicted model, not a curated record
ACAACUUCCCAGGAGAGCGCCAGGGACGCAGGGGCAGCGCCCAAGAGGUUGGUGCGUCUUUAAACCGCUGCUGGCUGCUUAGUCACAGCCCCUCGCUUGGGUGUGUCCUUCCCUCGCUCCCUCCCUCUUAGGUCACUCUUUCAACCCUCGAAUAAAAACUGCCGUCAACUUCCGAGGCGGCCUCAUUGUCCAGCGGCCCCCAGCCUGGGACAGGUCCACGUCCUCUAGUGUCCCCGCGCCUCGGGACCCUCCAGCUCCACUCGCUUGCACUCUGGGUUCACCGACACCAUGGACAAGUUCUGGUGGUGCGCGGCUUGGGGAAUCUGCUUCUGCCUCAUGCAGCUGAGCCUGGCUCAGAUCGAUCUGAACAUCACGUGCCGCUAUGCAGGUGUGUUCCACGUGGAGAAAAAUGGACGUUACAGCAUCUCCCGGACGGAGGCAGCUGACCUCUGUGAGGCUUUCAACACCACCCUGCCCACCAUGGCCCAGAUGGAGCGGGCUCUGCACCAUGGAUUUGAGACCUGCAGGUAUGGGUUCAUAGAAGGGCAUGUAGUGAUCCCCCGGAUCACCCCCAACGCCAUCUGUGCAGCCAACAACACAGGGGUGUAUAUCCUCACGUCCAACAACUCCCACUACGACACAUACUGCUUCAAUGCAUCAGCGCCUCUCGAUAAAGAAGAUUGUGCAUCAGUCACGGACCUGCCCAACUCCUUUGCUGGCCAAGUUACCAUAACAAUUGUCAACCGGGAUGGCACCCGCUACAGCAAAAAAGGAGAAUACAGAACACACCAGGAAGACAUCUACCCCAUCAACUCCACCAACCCCAUCAGUCCUAUGGAUGAAGAUGUGAGCAGUGGAUCCCCCAGUGAAAGAAGCACUUAUGGCGGUUACAGCAUCUUCCACACCCUCCUUCCCACCGCACACCCGACCUCUGAUCAGAUGAACACUGAGGUCUACGGGAGCACCAAAGCCAGCGAAACCUCCACAGUUACCUCAAACAUCCAUGCAGCAGUUAAGGAGCAAAGUGAUUGGAUAUGGUCCUGGUUUGGUAAUACAAACCUUCAGACUCAGGAUCUUACGACAGCAACAACAGUCAUGGUUACAACAACUUUGAUGAGCACUAAUGGUGCAACUCUUGAAACAGCAACCAAGAGGCAAGAAACCCAGGAGUGUUUUUCAUGGUUGUUUAAACUAUCAGACUCCAGGAGUCAUCUUCACACAACAAAAAUGGAUGGUACGGAUUCAAAUACCAUGUCAGCAGGCUGGGAGCACAGUGAAGAAAAUGAAGAGGACAGAGACAAACACCUCAGUUUUUCUGGAUCAGGCAUUGAUGAUGAUGAAGAUUUUAUCUCCAGUACCAUUUCAACCACUCCACGAGUUUCUGACCACACAAAACAGUACCAGGAUUGGAACCAAUGGAAGCCAAGCCAUUCCAGCACAGAAGUACUGCUCCAGACAACCACAAGGAUGACUGAUGUAGACAGAAAUGGCACCAGUGUUUAUGAAGAAAGCUGGACCCAGGAUGCACAGCCUCCUCUCAUUCACCAUGAGCAUCCGGAUAAAGAGGAGACCCCACACCCUCCAAGCACAACCUGGGCAGCUCCCAGUAGCACAGCGGAAGAAACAGCUACCCAGAAAGAACAGUGGUCUGAGGAUGGAUGGCAUGGGGAAUAUCCCCAAACUCCAAGAGAAGACUCUGGUUCAACAGCAGGGACAACUGUCUCAGCCCACGACAGCCAUCCAAGUCAAAGAAUGACAACACAAAGUCAAGAGGAUAGUUCCUGGACUGAGUUCUUCGAUCCAGUCUCACAUCCAAUGAGAAGAGGUCAACAAACAGAAAAAACGAUGGAUAUGGACACCAGUCAUAGUACGAUUCAGCCUACUGCAGUUCCAAACACAGAUUUGGUGGAAGAUUUGAACAGGACAAGGCCUCAUUCAGUGACAACUCAGCAGAGUGAUUCUCAGAGCUUCUCUACAUCACAUGGAGAACUGGAAGAAGAUAAAGAGCAGCCAACAACUUCUACUCUGACAUCUGGCAAUAGACAUCCUGCCAUAGAGGGUAGAAGAGAUGGAAAUCUUUCUGAAGACUCAACUACUUCACUGGAAGGUUAUACCCCUCAUUACCCAGACACAAAGGAAAACAGGACCCUCAUCCCAGUGACCCCAGCUAGUACUGGGGCCUUUGGAGAAACUGAAGUUACUGUUGUUGGAGAGCAUAACUAUGAUGUUGAUCACCACUUACCAGGAGAUCAAGAUUCAUCUGUGGACCCCAACAGAGGCUCCCAUACCACUAGUGAUUCUGCAUCUCAUGGACGUGCAAGUGGGACUCAAGGUGGUGCAAACACAACCUCUGCUCCUAUAAGGAGAGCCCAAAUUCCAGAAUGGCUCAUCAUCUUGGCAUCUCUCUUGGCCCUGGCUUUGAUUCUUGCCGUUUGCAUUGCUGUCAACAGUCGGAGAAGGUGUGGGCAGAAGAAAAAGCUGGUUAUCAACAAUGGAAAUGGAAAAAUGGAGGACAGAAAGCCAAGUGGACUCAAUGGAGAGGCCAGCAAGUCUCAGGAAAUGGUGCAUUUGGUGAACAAGGAACCGUCAGAGACUCCAGACCAGUUUAUGACAGCCGAUGAGACACGGAACCUGCAAAAUGUGGACAUGAAAAUUGGGGUGUAAUAUCUACACCAUUAUCUUGGAACAAAAAAACCACAGUUGGAGAUACAACCAUUACAGGGAGCUGGGACAGUUAACAGAUGCAAUGUGCUACUGAUAGUUUUAUUGGGGAUCAUUUUUUUAGCAUAAAAUUUUCUAUUCCUUUUGGUUUUUGUGUUUUUUUUAAAAGUCAAGUCCAGUUGAUAAAAACAGCAUUGCUUUCUGAAAGGAGAGCCCAACUAAUAACCCGCAAGUAUUUGAUAGUCCCAGUUUCCACCUAGCGGUCUUUUAUCCCCUGGGAUACAUAUGUUAUGGAUGGCUUCUAAAAGCCACAAAUAUGUGUUCCUGAUGCUCAGCCCCCCAAGCCCCACCUGCCAGGUAACAGCCACAUUCUUGGGGAUCAGGAGGGAUUGGUUCCUGGGAGGAAAUUUGAAUGGGUCCAUAUUGCCUCUCCAGUAGCCUAAUCCUGGGUCAUUGAUUUCCAGUGGGUAGGGGUUUGGGGUGUACUGGUUACACAUCCCUUUUUGCAGACUCCCGGGAAAUGUUUGAGUUGCUUCUGGGAGACACCCCAAGGGUGCAGCUAUUUAUCUGUACUAAGCUAUUUAUCUGUGUUUUGGAAUAUUAAACCCAAAAAGUCCUUUGAUGAGUAUGAUUUUUUCCAGGUUACUUUGUCAGAGGAAUAAAAGGGUUUCAGCUAAUUUACAAUAAACAUCUGUACUUUUUCCAUCUUAA